This is a messenger RNA of Larimichthys crocea (large yellow croaker), 1641 nucleotides long. RefSeq names its product heme oxygenase 1b (gene hmox1b). Bases 642 to 1460 code for a protein of 272 amino acids. The transcript is spliced from 6 exons. Gene Ontology annotation, biological process: response to oxidative stress; heme catabolic process; heme oxidation. NCBI's taxonomy places the organism in Eukaryota, Metazoa, Chordata, Actinopteri, Sciaenidae. Gene Ontology annotation, molecular function: heme oxygenase (decyclizing) activity; heme binding. The record is from RefSeq and is a predicted model, not a curated record.
UUUGACCUGCACAACUAAACCUGAAACUUAAAACUUCAGGAAUCCAGAACGGUUGCUCAACUUGUUUAUGUCCCAGAUAACCUGAUCUGAACUGAUCUGAACUGAUACAGUGGUGUGACUGUUUGCUUUAUUCAUGCAGCGUUAGUCACUGUGUCUACACUUCCUCCCUCCUCCGGCUCCAGAACCUCACAGUCAUGUUUAGAGCCGGCUCCUCCUCUCCGCCUGCUUCGACUCUGGAAUUUCAAAGUUGCCGUGUCAUGUUUUAGCCGUCCUCCCUCCUCCUCCUCCUCCUGGUUUUCCAGGGCAGUGCUGAAACUUCCUGACUCACGUUAAACUCCUGUAGUCCCUCCUCUCAUAACUAUCCAGGCCGUCCUCAGAGUUGCUGCAUCAUGUUUAAGCCUCAGUCACCUCCUCCUUUUUUUUGUUCUCUCUGCUGAAGUUGCCAGAUCAUGUUUUCGCCGAGGCUUUGUGGUGCCAAGUUCCUGUUUUGAGUCAGCUGCCGUGGGGAGGAGGAGACAGAGGAGCGGCCUGUAUAAAAAGGAGAAGAACAGCUGGAAGCACAAACUGUGCUGAACUUCCAGAGCAGACUGAACAUCGAGCGAGCCGCCGAAGCCACAGAACUUCAUCCUAACUGGACCACAAUGGAGACAGAGAAGAAGACCUCACAGCAGAUGACUGACACGGAUCUGUCGGAGCAAAUCAAAAAGGUGACGAAGGACAGUCACGUCAGGGCGGAGAACACGGAGCUGAUGCUGAGCUUCCAGCGGGGUCGGGUCACCCUGCAGCAGUAUAAGCUCCUCCUGUGCUCGCUGUACGAGAUCUACCAGGCUCUGGAGGAAGAGCUGGACAGGAACUCCAACCACCCUGGUGUCGCACCCAUUUACUUCCCGGCUGAACUUGCCAGGCUGGAGGCCAUCGAGAAGGACCUGGAGUACUUCUACGGACAGGACUGGAGAGAGAAGAUCGUCGUCCCCGCGGCCACUAAAAGAUACAGCCACAGACUCAGACAAAUCGGUAAAGAAAACCCUGAAUUUCUGGUGGCCCACGCGUACACCCGGUACCUCGGCGAUCUGUCCGGAGGGCAGGUCCUGAGUCGAAUCGCCCAGAAGUCCAUGGGGCUGAAGGGCAGCGAGGGUCUGUCGUUCUUCGCCUUCCCCGGCGUGACCAGCCCCAACCUGUUCAAACAGCUGUAUCGCAGCCGGAUGAACAGCGUGGAGCUGACGGAGGAGGAGAGGAACGGCGUGCUGGAAGAGGCCGUCCGAGCCUUCGAGCUCAACAUUCAGGUAUUUGAUGAUUUACAGAAGAUGUUGAACGUCACUGACAACAAGUCGCAGAACCGUUCACUGACACACUCGAUGCCGGUCCAAACGCUCCAGAUCAAAACGACGCCGCUGCUCCGGAUGCUCCUGGGACUGUUGGUGGCCGUGGCCACAGUCAGCGUGGGACUCUACGCUUUCUAGAGAAGAUGCAGCUGUAAAUAAUUAGAAGAUAUUGUUAGAUAUUUGUACUGUACUUCAACUGAUCAUGCAUUACUGUGUAAAUAAUUUCCUCUCACGCUGUUCUUCAGUGUGUGUUAAAGUGCAAUAUGUCGUAAUACUGUGAAUAUUUGACCUUUUUAAUAAAACCCUCUGUCCAACGAGA